This is a messenger RNA of Zeugodacus cucurbitae (melon fly), 513 nucleotides long. RefSeq names its product flexible cuticle protein 12. Gene Ontology annotation, cellular component: chitin-based extracellular matrix. The record is from RefSeq and is a predicted model, not a curated record. Bases 76 to 420 code for a protein of 114 amino acids. Gene Ontology annotation, molecular function: structural constituent of chitin-based larval cuticle. Lineage: Eukaryota; Metazoa; Arthropoda; Insecta; Diptera; Tephritidae. The transcript has 2 exons.
ACCGCAAAAGAGACUACAACAAGCGCGUUCUUAACGAAUUUUGUGUUGUUUAAAAUAAUAAUAAUAAAAUCUAAAAUGAAGUUUGCUUUGAGCAUCCUGACAAUCUGUGGAUUAAUUGCACUCGCCUACACAGCACCACUUGACGACUCGGCUACUGCUCGACUGUUGCGUUAUGAUUUCGACAAUAUUGGAAUUGAUGGAUAUGAUUUUAGUUUUGAAACUAGUGACGGCAUCGAACGCAAGGAGAGCGCCGAACUUAAGGAUAUUGGCACAGAUACUAAAGCGCUCACAGUAGACGGUUUCUCGACAUGGGUAGCACCCGAUGGCAUAAAAUACACAUUGAAUUACGUUGCUAAUGAGAAAGGCUUCCAGCCGUGGGGUGAACAUUUGCCACGCUUUAAGCCGCAACCAAAAAAAUAAACUAAUGAUUUUUAUAAAUUUAUAAAUUUUAUAUUGCUAAUUAAUAAUUUAAACUAAUAUUUUUAAAUUGUCAACUAUGCAUUAAUAUUAUAU